Branchiostoma belcheri (Belcher's lancelet) is the source of this 1840-nucleotide messenger RNA. RefSeq lists its product as uncharacterized. The coding region runs from base 1 to 1434 and encodes 477 amino acids. NCBI's taxonomy places the organism in Eukaryota, Metazoa, Chordata, Leptocardii, Amphioxiformes, Branchiostomatidae. The transcript has 4 exons. The record is from RefSeq and is a predicted model, not a curated record.
AUGGAUGUAGAGCAGGACUUGCCGCGCGACGAUGCCGGUGGAUUAACCUACUCUCUUAUUGAGGGUGGAUCAAAAAGAGGAAGAAAGAAGCUCGUGGAUAGCCAUGGAUUUUCAUAUACAGUCAAAAGAGCUAGAGAGGAUUCCCACACUACUUACUGGGAGUGCGCAAAAAGACCAAAAUUCUCGAGAUGUUCGGCAUCUGUCAUUGAACGUAACGGUGAGUUCAAACGCGGAGACAACAGGCACAGCCAUCCGCCGGUUAUCAACGCAGCGACGAGCCUUAAGAUUCAGGCAACCAUUCGAGCCAGGGCGACAGUUGAUGUCUUCACGGCCGCAAGUUCAAUAGUGCAGGACGCCGUAAUGGAGACUGUUGACCUGGUAGCGCCGAACCCGGAGCUGGCAACCACCUCAAGCCUAAUACGCAUGGUCAACAGGAAGAGACAGGGCCUACGACCUAAAGACCCAACCACAUUGGACUUCGCGAUUGAGGAUCAGCACCUACCGCCAGGAUUUCUAGUGGGAGACAUCAGAGUCCGAGAACGCCGUCAUCUGAUCUUCGCCAGUCAGCACCAACUACAGCUUUUAUCAACGGCGAAGACGUGGUACAUGGACGGUACAUUCCACGUCGUCAAGCCCCCCUUCAAGCAGUUAUUCAGCAUCCAUGCCUUUGUCAGGGAAGGCGAAGUCCACAAACAAGUCCCCAUGGCGUUCGUCCUGAUGUCUGGGAAACGAAAAAAAGACUACAAGAAGGUUUUGAAGAAGGUAAAAAGUCUCCUACCACAGACUCCACACGUGAAGACGUUCGUGAUGGAUUACGAGGCUGCAUUGUGGCUGGCGCUAGACGAAGUCUUCCCCGGAAAGUCGAGAAAGGGCUGCGCCUUUCAUUGGUCCCAGGCCGUCUUCAGGAAACUCCAAAACCUCGGACUUCAACCAGCGUACCAGCAGCGGGAAGGCGCUUACAAGUACAUGAGGAAUCUGAUGGCCUUGCAGUUUCUACCACCGGAGCACAUUCCACAGACAUUGAACACAUUGCGGCAGCUGACCGACAACAGUCUCCUCACCAAACUAGGCGACUACAUCAAUUCGACAUGGAUCGAGAACAGCGUUUGGAAAGUGGACGAAUGGAGCGUGUUCAUGCGGCCGGUUAGAACAAACAACGACGUCGAAGGCUGGCAUCAAAGACUGAAGCAUCAGUCGCACCUUGGCAAAGUACCAUUUUACAUGCUGGUCAACCUACUAAAGAAGGAAGCAGACUUCGUGACACUGCAAGUUCGCGCGGUUUCUGAUCAUAGGUUAGGACGGUAUCAACGAAGAACAUACAGGCUGAUACAGGCCAAACUUUUCCGCCUCUGGGAUGAAUAUGCUUCAGGCAAGCGAACGACUACGAGCCUAUUGCGAUCCUGUGCCAGACUCUAUGCACCGAAUCCUGAGUAGAAUAUGAUGUCAGCCAACCUAUUAAGUGUUUGUUCAUACAUUACUUGGGGGGAGGGGGGGUGGUUACAGCGUCUUCCUUUCCAGACAAUGGCUGUACACUGUUUUCUACUUUUGUUUAGCGAUUGGUGGUUCCUGUGCAUGUGAUUUUAAAAGAACUUUGUUUUUUUUUUGUGGUCUGCUUGCUUUGUCAUGUUCUGGGGGGAGGGGGGAUGGUUACAACGUCUUCCUUUACAGACAAUGGUUCUAGAAUGUUUUCUACUUUUAUUUAGCGAUUGGUGGUUCCUGUGAUUUUAAAAGAACUAUGUUUUUUUUGUGGUCUGCUUGCUUUGUCAUGUUCUGGGGGGGAGAGGGUUAUAACUUAUUUUCUUAGAGGAAGUGGUCAUGAAAAUUACCACGUUUAGAACGA